CGGCUGCUCUGGUGACGUGUCUCUAGCUGUGCUCUCUCUUCUUCUUACGGAGCGGCUGAUGGAGCCACAUUGACUCCACUCAACACUUAAACCGAUACCACACACACGGCAGGAGUCGGCCUUAGGACACCAUGGGAAUUAAAUUUUUGGAGGUCAUCAAGCCGUUCUGUGCAGUCCUGCCAGAAAUCCAGAAACCUGAAAGAAAGAUUCAGUUUAGGGAAAAGGUACUAUGGACUGCCAUCACACUAUUCAUCUUUCUGGUGUGCUGCCAGAUUCCGCUAUUUGGCAUCAUGUCGUCAGAUUCAGCAGAUCCCUUCUACUGGAUGAGAGUAAUUCUGGCUUCCAACAGAGGUACUCUGAUGGAGCUGGGUAUCUCACCCAUUGUCACCUCAGGCCUCAUUAUGCAGCUGCUGGCAGGUGCCAAGAUCAUUGAGGUGGGAGAUACUCCCAAAGACAGAGCCCUCUUCAAUGGAGCACAGAAAUUGUUUGGAAUGAUCAUUACCAUCGGACAGGCCAUUGUAUACGUUAUGACUGGCAUGUAUGGAGACCCCUCAGAGAUGGGUGCUGGGAUAUGUUUGCUGAUCAUCAUCCAGCUCUUUGUUGCUGGUCUGAUUGUCUUGCUGCUGGAUGAACUGCUGCAGAAAGGCUACGGUUUGGGUUCUGGUAUCUCUCUCUUUAUUGCAACCAACAUUUGUGAGACAAUCGUUUGGAAAGCCUUCAGCCCCACCACUGUGAACACAGGCAGAGGAACUGAGUUUGAGGGAGCCAUCAUUGCUCUCUUCCAUCUGCUGGCUACCCGCACAGACAAAGUGCGUGCUCUGAGAGAAGCCUUCUACAGGCAGAACCUGCCUAACCUCAUGAACCUCAUUGCCACAGUCUUUGUGUUUGCAGUAGUCAUAUAUUUCCAGGGCUUCAGAGUGGACCUGCCCAUCAAAUCAGCACGCUACCGUGGUCAGUACAACACCUACCCCAUCAAACUGUUCUACACCUCCAACAUCCCCAUCAUCCUGCAGUCUGCGCUGGUCUCCAAUCUUUACGUCAUUUCCCAGAUGCUUUCAACACGUUUUAGCGGCAACUUCUUGGUCAACCUCCUGGGAACCUGGUCUGACACCUCCAGUGGUGGACCAGCUCGUGCCUACCCAGUGGGGGGUCUCUGCUACUACCUUUCGCCUCCAGAGUCAUUUAGUUCUGUUUUGGAUGACCCAGUUCACGCUGUGAUCUACAUUGUCUUCAUGCUCGGCUCUUGUGCCUUCUUCUCAAAGACCUGGAUUGAGGUGUCAGGAUCUUCUGCCAAAGACGUGGCGAAGCAGCUGAAGGAGCAGCAGAUGGUGAUGAGAGGACACAGGGAGACCUCCAUGGUGCAUGAACUUAACAGGUACAUCCCCACAGCUGCUGCCUUCGGUGGCCUCUGUAUAGGAGGGCUGUCUGUCAUGGCUGAUUUCUUGGGUGCCAUUGGUUCAGGAACAGGAAUCCUCUUGGCUGUGACCAUCAUCUAUCAGUACUUUGAGAUCUUUGUGAAGGAGCAGAGCGAAGUGGGCAGCAUGGGAGCACUGCUUUUCUAGAAAAUACCAGCCAUCAGACACAAGACAUCCACCCCAUAUAAGUUGUUUUAUUUAGCAUUUUUUUUUAAAUGCACACAAUCAGUACAUUUUGCAGCUGGGAUAGAUGUUUGUUUUUUUUUUUUAAAUUUUCUCUGCCACUUCUUUUUUCCACCACAACUCUCGUGCAUCACUGCACAGGCAGCCAUUUUGGAUACUCCCAGGGUUGAGCAUAGUAUUGUGUCUAUAAGUCCUUUUAUUCCAAUGCAUAUUCCCCAUCUCUUCAGGCUGCCUAAGUCUCCACUGACUGUCUUAUCAGAUGAAUGCCUAAAGCACUUAAGUGUGAGGUGUUGUCUUUGACUUAAUGCACCUCAGGCAUUAUUCAGAGAAAAUAUACAAGGAACACUAAGACAGUGACUAUAUGUUAGCAUUGAUUUCAAGCUGAAAGCACUGUGCCUGGACAAUUCAGGAGAGUUUCAAGAAGGUUUAUGUUCGUCACGGGUAGUAAUCAUGCUUGAGGUUUCUAGUGGCCUAUAGCAGGUAUGAAAAGUAUGAAUAAAAUAUGCUUGUCCUCCUGAUAAAGUUUCUGGUCAUGUCAGACCAGCUGACGGUGGUUUUCAUUUACCUUUGCUCUGAUAUUUUAAAAUGGACUGUUUAUAUCCACUCUGGUCUUAUACAGGGCACAGUGCUUGUCCUCUGUCUCUGGGUCCUAAAGGAAAAGUGUUUGUGUCGUCAUGCUCUUUUACUCCAAACUGAAUCGCUGCACAAAACUGCCGAGAUGGUUGGGAUUAGGGUGGGUUUGAUAGGGGAAAAAGGGGGUGUCAUUGGUUUUUACUUUAUGUAACAAUACAUAACUGUUAUUAAAAAAAACAGGAUUUUUUCCAACACA
Sphaeramia orbicularis (orbiculate cardinalfish) is the source of this 2427-nucleotide messenger RNA. RefSeq names its product protein transport protein Sec61 subunit alpha-like 1. NCBI's taxonomy places the organism in Eukaryota, Metazoa, Chordata, Actinopteri, Kurtiformes, Apogonidae. Gene Ontology annotation, cellular component: membrane. The transcript is spliced from 12 exons. The record is from RefSeq and is a predicted model, not a curated record. The coding region runs from base 132 to 1562 and encodes 476 amino acids. Gene Ontology annotation, biological process: protein transport.